AUGACUUCCAACAGAGUAAAGCCAACAAAUAAAGAUUCAUUGUUGCUAGCUGCAGAUGAAAAUGAAACUUUGUUCAGUUGUUUGGGAAAGGGAUGUGUGACUUUAGCGAGCGGUGUUGUACAGCUGUAUCUUUCUGAUACCCAAGAUGGUCAGAGAUGGAAUAAGAGAUGCUGUGGGGUGGCCACAUUAAUAAAAGAUAACACGAAGCGAUCCUAUUACAUCAGGGUCUAUGAUAUCAAGAAAAAGCAGAUGUUAUGGGAACAAGAACUUUAUAACCAGUUUAGAUACAAAUCUCCUAGAAAUUAUUUCCAUACAUUUGAAUGUGAGAAACAACAAGCUGGGUUGAAUUUUGCUAGUGAAGAUGAAGCCAAUCUGUUUAAGAGUGCUGUGGAACAGAAACUUCAUGAGAGAAGCCAACGUAAAAUGGGCAAUCAACCAAAAAUGUCGACAAGCACUGACAGUAAACUAAAUGGAUCAACAAACGCGUUGAAUACUGCCAAAUCUAAAAGUAAGAAGGAGAAGAAGAAGGGAAAACUGACGAAAGAUGAUAUUGGUACUCCUACAAACUUCAAGCAUCUAAGCCAUGUUGGUUGGGAUCCUAAUAAGGGAUUUGAUAUGAAUAAUCUGGAGCCUGAUAUGCAUAAUCUCUUUCAAUCAGUUGGAAUUAACUCUGAUGUUGACGAAGACACGGUGGAGUUUAUUUAUGAUUUUCUGGAGAAACAUGGUGGAAUAGAUGCUGUCAAAAAGGAGAUUGCUCAAAGACCAGCACCACCUCCCCCUCCAACUUCUUUGGGUACCAAGACUGGUCCACCAGCUCCACCAAUGAGAUCACCAGGAUCGGCUGCCCCAGCUCCUCCCCCUCCUGCUCGUCAAAUAAACCACGCCCCUCCCCCGCCUCCUGCUAGAGUGACAGGUGGUAGACCCUCAUCAGCUCAAAGAGGAGUGGCUCGACCCCCUGCAGCAGCUCCACCUCCUCCUCCCAUGAGUGCUCCUUCCUCCAGACCUCCCCCACCCCCUGGAGUCCCUGCUCCUCCACCACCUCCAGUAGCACCCCAAGCACCUGCCCCUCCUCCUCCUCCUCCUACUGGAUUUACACCAGCGGCCCCUGCUGGCGCUAAUACUGAUGGAAGAGCCAAUUUGAUGGAUGCUAUAAGAAUGGGCAAGAAGCUGAAUGCCACGCCUGCUGACCAGGGCUCUAAUGAUGGAGGAGAUGGCCAUGGCAUGUUGCUAAAACAAAUUCAAACUGGCAAGAGUUUAAAACCAGUUGAACAGACUCAGUCCCGAGCUCCCUCUAUGAAUGAACAAGAUGGACUAGUUGGUGCUCUAGCUAGAGCAUUGGCUAAUAGACAGAAAGCUGUAAGAGGUUCAGAUGAUUCUGAUAGUGAUGAUGAUGAUGACAGCGAAGAAGUUGAUGAUGAUGAAUGGGAUGAUUAA
Molecule: messenger RNA, 1434 nt
Organism: Lottia gigantea (owl limpet)
Lineage: Eukaryota; Metazoa; Mollusca; Gastropoda; Lottiidae
Exons: 10
Coding region: 1-1434 (477 amino acids)
Biological process (GO): actin filament organization; regulation of Rho protein signal transduction
Cellular component (GO): plasma membrane
Molecular function (GO): small GTPase binding; actin binding
Source: RefSeq, a predicted model, not a curated record